Cuscuta campestris is the source of this 1666-nucleotide messenger RNA. NCBI's taxonomy places the organism in Eukaryota, Viridiplantae, Streptophyta, Magnoliopsida, Solanales, Convolvulaceae. The record is from the annotation of a GenBank genome assembly.
CAGAGCAAUUAUUUUAAUUCUAAAAUAAUCACAAUUAAAUAAUCUUUUCCCAUUUGAAUAUUCAAUUUGUUCAUAUAUAAAAAAUAGAAUUUGGGAAAUGUGGAGGGGCCCUGGAACUCCAGCUGAUUCCUUCUAUCAGGUCCGUCCUGAAUGCACCGAUGUUCCCAAGACCAAAUUUAGAAUUAAGAUUGGGAAAACGUUAAGUCCGCGGAAGUGGCACGCGACAUUUAAUCAAGAAGGUUACCUUGACAUUGGAAAAACACUCAGCAGAAUUCAUCGCGGGGGAAUACAUCCUUCCAUUAGAGGUGAAGUUUGGGAGUUUUUACUGGGUUGUUUUGAUCCCAAAAGUACAUACGCCGAACGUAACCAAAUAAGGGAACACCGAAGGGCACAAUAUAGCGUAUUGAAAGAAGAAUGCCACCAAAUAUUUUCGUUGAUAGGGAGUGGCAAAUUUGUAACGGCGCCGAUAAUAACGGAGACCGGCGAUCCUAUUCUCGACCCCCUUGUACUCCACCAAACUGGGAACAACAUGUUGAAGGAAACGGACCAAAGAAUAAUUCAGUGGAAAUUGACAUUGCACCAAAUAGGUCUUGAUGUGGUAAGAACUGAUAGAACACUUGUGUUUUACGAGAAGCAAGAGAAUCUUGCAAAACUUUGGGACAUUCUAGCCGUUUAUGCCUGGUUCGACAGAGAUGUUGGUUAUUGUCAAGGAAUGAGUGACCUUUGCUCCCCAAUGAUAAUUCUUCUUGACAAUGAAGGGGACGCCUUUUGGUGCUUUCAACACUUAAUGCGCAGACUCCGAGGAAAUUUUAGGUGCACAGAUAAAUCCGUUGGCGUAGAGAUACAACUUACUAAUCUUGCUUCUGUCACCCAAGUUAUUGACCCUAAACUCCAUCAACACUUAGAGACAUUGGGCGGAGGCGAUUAUCUAUUCGCAUUCAGAAUGCUUAUGGUUUUGUUUCGUCGCGAAUUUUCUUUCGGAGACUCGUUAUAUUUAUGGGAGAUGAUGUGGGCUUUGGAGUAUGACCCUAAUUUGUUUUUGACAUAUGAAGACCCUGACUCUUCCACUGAAAUAUCUGAAGGCUCUAAAGGCCAAACCAAAGCAAUUUACCAAUGUGGGAAAUAUGAGAGGGAAUACCUUAAAAAUGCUGUAAAAAGUAAAGAACCUCCUCUCCCUAUAUCUGUUUUCCUUGUAGCCAAUGUCCUCAAAGAGAAAAGUCCCAAGUUGUUGCUCGAGGCUCGAGGACUAGACGACGUCGUUAAGAUAUUAAAUGACGUAACGGGCAAUUUAGAUGCCAGAAAGGCGUGCACGGGCGCUUUGAAACUUCACAAGAAGUAUCUUAAGAAGGUGCAGGCUGCUAAGAGUGCUUGAAAUGGGAAGAAAACACACACUUUAAUUUAUUAGCUUCCAAAUUGGAUGGUACAUUUUGGCAGUCUCAAUAUUCUUGUGACAAAAAGUUUUCAGUACUUAUUGAAGAACAAUAGAUGCAUGUGAGCACCUUCCACUUUUUUUGUGUAGUUUAUUAUUGUCCAAAAAAGGGAUCAAAAGCUAUAACUAGAAAGCUAAACACACUAGUUGUAAGUAGAAAAGUUUUGUUAACCUAUGAUGUGAUCUUAUAUGGUCAAAAUUAUUACAUCCUCUCUGCAAUAGAUCUUCUGACAUAUU